AUGGACGUGUCAUGGGCCAGUGUGGCGCCGCGGUUGCAGAAGCCGUACAGGUCUGUCGUUGGAAGCGUCGAGGAGCUCUCCACGAACCCUCAGACCCAGAACCUGGUUCGCGACCAAUUCGAGACCGUCUUCUUCUCCCAGGUCAACUUCAUCAAGGCCGCUCUACCGCUCCUACGUUCUCAGCACACGGGACACAUCAUCAUUCUCUCCAGCACGGGCGGUCACAUAGGAACGCCGGGAAUGCCCAUCUACACCUCCGCAAUCUGGGCCCUCGAGGGCUUCUGCGACUCCUUGGCCUACGAAAUCGCCCCCUUCAACAUCAAGGUCACCAUCGUGCAGCCGAACAAGGAAAUCCAGUCCUUGACGAACAAGAUCAUAUUUGCCCCCAAUCUGCCCUACUACGAUUCCGAGAUCAACCCCGCCCCGAGCAUCCGAGACAUGCUUGGCAACGUGCUCAACAUGAACCCUGACACUGCCAUGGAGCAGUCUGAUACGGAGGUCAUUGUGAGAUACCCAAAGCUGCCGCCGAGCGCGACGGAUCGUCUCGUGAUGGAAACUGUGCACGCUUUGACGGCCAUCGGAGGCCAUGAGAACCCGCCGGCGAGGCACAUUGUAGGAUUCGAAGGCAGCAUCGCCGUCAAAGAAAAGUUGAAGACGGUGACCGAGGAGCUGGAGGACUUUGUGGACGCUAGCCUUGCGGUGGACAUUUUCGAUAGCGAGCUCAAGGCGGAGGCGAAGGAGGGAAAGACACAGGAGUCGACACCACCCGCACCGGCAUCGACAGCUUCAGGAUAG
This is a messenger RNA of Colletotrichum chrysophilum, 795 nucleotides long. RefSeq lists its product as uncharacterized. Bases 1 to 795 code for a protein of 264 amino acids. The record is from RefSeq and is a predicted model, not a curated record. Lineage: Eukaryota; Fungi; Ascomycota; Sordariomycetes; Glomerellales; Glomerellaceae. The transcript has 2 exons.